Nelumbo nucifera (sacred lotus) is the source of this 2790-nucleotide messenger RNA. RefSeq lists its product as uncharacterized. Lineage: Eukaryota; Viridiplantae; Streptophyta; Magnoliopsida; Proteales; Nelumbonaceae. The record is from RefSeq and is a predicted model, not a curated record.
AAUACACAGAAACCAAGGCAAGACCGUAUAGAUAAACUCAUAAACCAUAAACCCUUUUUGAUUCAGUACUUGGCUUUUGAAGCAGCCCAACGAUUUUUGUUUGUCAAUGACUCACGGCUCCUAGACUCGGCUCAAUAGUACCCGAAAGUAGUUUCAAUGGCGGUCACUCCUUCUUCCACCUCAUUUAUCCUCUUUCGCUCUCUUUAUCUGCUCUCUAUUUCCUUUUUCUCCCAGAAAACCCCCUAACAGUGUAUUGUUCCACUUCCAUGAUCGUUAUCUCUUAGAGCAGUUGGCCGAAGUUGGGAAUCUUUUUCUAUUUAUUAUUUUCUAUUAUUAUUCAUUGGGCAGAUGAUUCUAGUGAUUGAAUUUCUCCAUUGGUGAAAUGGGUUCUUGCAUAACUGUUCGGGCAAAGAAAUCCGACGUGGGUUUGUCGAGAGUUGCAUGAAUAAAGAAAAUUUUGAUUGCAGGAAUUAAGAAUACUGUUGGUGAGAUUGGGAUUUCACUUUUGAUCGAGUAGGGAAAGUAGGGAAAGGGCUUCUGUUAAAAUUUGACCUCAGAGAGGAAGAUAGAUAUAGCCAUGGUGAGCAAAACCAGAAAUAUGCUGGAGGGUCUCGUAAGAGAAGGAUCGUUUAAAUGGUUGCUUGGCAAUCGGAGUCCCUUUGAUGAGGAAUUUGAGGAGAUGUCUAAGUCUCCCUCUGCCAGAACAAACUGGAUGCCAGAGCUCUCUCCUAUUGCAAAUGUAGUUGUUCGCCGAUGUUCGAGAAUUCUGGAAAUUUCUAUGGAUGAACUACGUAACAACUUUGAUGCCGAGGCAUCUGAUAGCAUAAAGCAUUCAUCGGGGUAUGCAAGGAACUUUUUGGAAUACUGUUGUUUCAGAGCCCUUGCUCUGUCUGUACAAGUGACUGGUUAUCUUGCUGAUAAGAAGUUCCGGCGCCUAACAUUUGAUAUGAUGCUAGCAUGGGAGGCUCCUUCUGCUUCCAGCCAACCCUUAUUAAAGGUGGAUGAGGAGAGUACUGUUAGUGGAGAUUCUUUUUCUCGAAUAGCACCAGCUAUUCCUAUUAUUGCUGAUGUAAUUACUUGUGACAAUCUUUUUGAUGUACUUACCACAUCAACUGGAGGACGACUUCAGUUCUCUGUCUACGAGAAGUACCUUAAUGGAUUGGAAAGAGCAAUAAGAAAACUGAAAACCCAAUCAGAGUCAUCCCUUCUUUCUGCCCUCCGAUCACCAAAAGGAGAAAGGAUCCUUGAAUUGGAUGGCACAGUCACAACUCAACCAGUUCUCCAGCAUGUUGGAGUUUCUACAUGGCCUGGUCGAUUAAUAUUGACUGAUCAUGCACUUUACUUUGAACCUCUAAGAGUUGUAACCUUUGAUAAGCCAAAAACAUAUGACCUAUCAGAUGAUCUAAAACAGGUUGUUAAACCUGAGUUAACAGGACCAUGGGGUACACGAAUUUUUGACAAAGCAAUCAUGUACAAGUCCAUCUCUGUACCAGAAUCAGUUAUUAUGGAGUUCCCAGAGCUGAAAGGACAUACUCGUCGUGACUAUUGGUUAGCCAUUAUCAGAGAAAUCUUAUAUGCUCAUCAGUUCAUCCGUAAGUUCCAGAUCAAGGGAGUUCAACGAGAUGAAGCACUUUCAAAGGCUACACUUGGAAUUCUGCGAUUACAAGCUCUUCAAGAGUUUUCUCAUGCAAGUUCUGUUCGUGGUGAGGCAUUUCUCAUGUUCAAUCUUUGCGAUCAGCUUCCAGGAGGUGACUUAAUACUGGAGACACUUGCUAGGAUGUCAACCUCAAGGGAGCUGGACAGAACUAAUAGUUCAACUGCUAAGAGUGGGAUGUAUUCAAUAUCAGCUUUCACCAUGAUGUCUAAUUUAGGAGUCACACUUGGGAUGGGUUCAACUGUUCCUAAUGAAACAGGACUUGUUGUGGGAGAGAUAGUUGUAGGGGAGAUGACUGCAUUGGAAAGGGCAGUCAGAGAGGCAAGAAGUAGCUUUAAAAAGGUUGAACUAGCACAAGCAAGCAUUGAUGGGGUCAAAGUAGAGGGCCUUGACACCAAUUUGGUUGUGAUGAAGGAAUUGCUCUUUCCUGUAAUAGAAUUAGUAAAGUAUCUUCUUUUUCUUAUAUCGUGGGAUGAUCCUAUUAGGUCUUUGGUGUUUUGUUGUGCAUCAGCGUACACAAUUUAUAGGGGAUGGCUGGGAUAUGCACUUGCACUGCUGUUUCUGUUUAUUGCCAUCUUUAUGGUACUCACAAGAUGCUGUAGCCAAGGGAAGCCUGUGGAUGAGGUCAAAGUAACAGCUCCUCCAACAAUGAACACAAUGGAACAGAUUUUGGCAGUUCAAAAUGCAGUUUCCCAAAUUGAAGAGUUCAUCCAGGAAGGGAAUGUUGUUCUCCUCAAGUUGCGAGCCUUGCUCCUGUCUGUUUUCCCUCAGGCAAGCGAGAGAGUUGCAUUUGGGCUGCUGCUAGUGGCCUUUGUUCUGGCCUUCAUACCUUGCAAGUACAUAGUUCUUCUAAUAUUUCUAGAGAUGUCUACGAGAUAUUCACCUUUGAGAAAAGCAAGUACAGAGAGAUGGGAAAGGAGACUGAGAGAAUGGUGGUUCAGCAUUCCAGCAGCUCCUGUUCUCCUUGAAAGAACCAAAGAGGAAAAGAAGAGGGAAUAAUGCUCUUCUUGUAAUUAUAUAUUUGGAUAUGUACAUAUAUGAUGUAUUUUUAUUCUUUAGGGAGAUAAAAAUAAAUAUAGAUGUAAAUCUCUAUACUGAAAUUAAUUACAAGGAAGCAGCAGUAGUCUCAUUAGAUA